This is a messenger RNA of Plodia interpunctella (Indianmeal moth), 1890 nucleotides long. It is a transcript of the gene CYP367A1, whose product is annotated as cytochrome P450 4C1-like. The coding region runs from base 259 to 1782 and encodes 507 amino acids. NCBI's taxonomy places the organism in Eukaryota, Metazoa, Arthropoda, Insecta, Lepidoptera, Pyralidae. The record is from RefSeq and is a predicted model, not a curated record. Gene Ontology annotation, molecular function: iron ion binding; heme binding; monooxygenase activity. The transcript is spliced from 13 exons.
CAGUAUGUUAUGGAAUAUUGCCCAUGUACAUCCAUACGGAGUGUGGUGGCCGAGUCUUGCAGUAGCGCUCAAACGUGUGUGACCAAGUGAUUUAUGUAAAACAAAAGCUAAUUAAUUAACGGAUUUAUCAUUAAUGUGUGAAAUUUAAAUCAUUUGCAACGUAUGUUCGGGUUGAAUCUGAUAACUCAAUUUUGAAGCAGAUAAUUUCAACCAAUUGAGUUGAUAUCCUAAUAUUAUCUAUAACUGCCAAAAAAUAAAAUGUUUGAAGACUGCUUUAAAGUCAGCCUGCCAGUACUAAUGACAGCAGUUGUGAUUUUAUCGUCGUUGUUAUAUUGGCAAUACUGGCGAUGGACGCACAGACGGAUGUUGGAACUGGCCAAGCUGGUGCCCGGACCCCCGGCUCUGCCUAUCAUCGGCAAUGCACUCAUCUUCAUGACAAAACCUGAAGAGCAACUAAAGAAGAUUGCUGGUAUCUUGGACAUGUACGGGCAGUACGCAAGGGUUUGGCUCGGCCCUGACCUGAAUAUCGUUGUGAAGAAUCCGACUGAUGUCAGGUUGUUGCUGACAAGUAACAAAGUGAACCAGAAGGGUCCACUUUACGACUUCAUGAAGCCGUUUAUCGGCCCAGGGAUACUCACUGGAGGUCCUAGCUGGCGCAAUCACAGGAAGAUAGCGAAUCCGUCAUACAGCAAGAAGUCAGUGCACCAUUACACGGAGACGUUCAACAGAGAGGCUACGGAGCUGGUCAAGGUGCUUCUGGGGAAAGACCCGGGGGUCACAUUCGAUUUGUACUCCGACAUGGUUCAAUGUACCACGCAGUGUGUUUGCCAGACGCUCAUGGGACUAUCCAAGGAAGAUUCUCAAAAUGUUCUUCUUAUGGAUGACGUGGUCCAGGAUACUCAAAGAAUCUACGACAUGUUAUUCAAAAAGAUGACGCGGUGGUGGUUGCAGAUACCAUUCAUAAACUGGCUCUCCGGGAACCUUCACAAAGAGAAACAGAUCUUGAGAAUGCUGGACACAUUCACAUCAGACAUCCUGCAGAAGAGACGGAGGGCUUUGAAGGUUGAAGAUCUUGGUGAGGAUGUCAUGGGGAUUGUCGAUAGGUACAUCUUGAGCGGGGAGCUGACGGACCAGGAGAUCAAGUGGGAGACGUUCACCCUGUUUACCACUAGUCAAGAAGCGUCUGCUAAAAUAGCGAGCGGUGUGCUUCUAUUUUUAGCGUAUCUUCCUGAAUGGCAGGAUAAAGUCUACAACGAAAUAGUGGAGCUAUUGGGAGCUGAAGAUGAGCCAGUGACGGAGAAGCAGGUGAAGGAGCUGCAGCAUCUCGACAUGGUCUUCAAGGAAACCCUUCGAUAUUUCUCUAUAGCCGCCAUGACGCAGCGCACUGUGGAGGAAGAAAUUACUAUAAAUAAUGGAAAGAUAACGCUACCAGCGGGCACAUCCCUAGUGAUCCCCAUCCACGAGAUCCACCGCGACCCUCAGUACUGGGACGAGCCACUGAAGGUCAAGCCCGAGCGGUUCUUACCCCAAAACAUCGGCCACCGGGACCCUAACGCCUUUGUGCCGUUCAGUCUUGGCCCUAUGGACUGCUUGGGUCGCGUAUACGCCACGGCGCUCAUAAAAAUUAUCGUAGUGGUGAUCCUGCGAGCCGUGCGAGUGGAGGCCCGGGGCUCCCCGCACGACCUCCCGCUCAACGUGGCCAUCUCCGUCAAGCCUGCGGGCGGCUACCUCCUCACGGCCAGGCCCAGGAGGACCACCAACGGUCUGCAUAGGAGCUUGUAGACCACAGAGAUACUAAUAUAUGUUUUACAUUUUUAUACAGAUUAAUAUUCUUUAAAUUAAUUAGUAUUGGUUUUUCAAAUAAAGCUUUAUGACUGUUAAAUAUUUUUA